Molecule: messenger RNA, 2253 nt
Organism: Penicillium canariense
Lineage: Eukaryota; Fungi; Ascomycota; Eurotiomycetes; Eurotiales; Aspergillaceae
Product: RING-type E3 ubiquitin transferase MAG2
Exons: 2
Coding region: 1-2253 (750 amino acids)
Biological process (GO): positive regulation of transcription by RNA polymerase II
Molecular function (GO): metal ion binding; transcription cis-regulatory region binding
Source: RefSeq, a predicted model, not a curated record
AUGUCGUCCAACGCGGGACAAAACCCGGCUUCCUCCAAAGCGAUAAAUAUCUCGAAUACCUCGGCCGCUCCUGCGACAUUCCACUCGGCAGCCCCGACCGACAACGGUUCCCAACGACGUGUAGGGGGGUCUGGGAGUUUUGGGGCGGGCCUGUCCUCGAGGAGCUCGGCUACGGCAAGGAGUAACCAGGCUCGAAAGAAUCAACAUAAGCGACAGAGGAAACCCCGACUGUUGGAUGAUGACGAGUAUAGUGAAUCGGCCGUGAUGAGAUCAACAAACAGUCGUAAGGGACAGACGUCCAUCACCCAUUUGAUGAACUUUUCUCUCCCGCCCCGUCCACAAUAUCAGCCGCCGCCGCGCAAUACUCGGCGCUAUACGUCAUGGGGAGCGGGAUCUGGAUAUCAUGCCGUGGAUAAGGCGCGCUAUGUCCAUGCCAACUAUCGUUUCAUCGUCUCACCUGACCGAAAUUACCAUGCCCAGGCAGCCAAUGCUGAUGUUCAUUUGGACUGGGCCUCGGUUCUUCAAGUGCUUGUUUCUGCUCAGACCCAGGCUGCCAGUUGUCCAAUUUGUUUGUCUACGCCAGUUGCGCCGCGAAUGGCUCGAUGCGGUCAUAUAUUUUGUCUACCCUGCCUCAUUCGGUAUAUGCAUUCGUCCGAUGACGACAACCAUGUUCCUGAGAAGAAGCCUCGGUGGAAGAAAUGCCCCAUUUGCUGGGACUCGAUUUACUCGUCAGAGACUCGUCCUGUCCGGUGGUUCCGCGGCCAGGAGGGUGAUCUCCCCGUGGAAGGUGGAGAUGUCGUACUGAGAUUGGUCAAGCGAGAACCCAGCAGUACUCUUGCCCUACCACGAGACGGCGCUGAGACCCUCAGUGCUGGCGAUGAUAUUCCAUGGUUCCAUGUGGCGGAGGUUGCUGACUACUCUCGAAUCAUGAAGGGAGGAGAAGACUACAUGAUAUCUCAGUAUGAUGCUGAAAUUGAAGAUCUCCGCAGACAGGAAAUCGAGGACGAGCUCUUGUUUGGAGACGAGAACACCUGGACCCGAAAGGCGAUUGGUACGGUCAUGGAGGCCAAAGAGAAAGUACAGGGGAUUGGGAACCCACCAGACGUCUCUCGGCAGCCUGCAGCACCGAGGCCGGUCAAGGAAUCAGCAGUGGAAGCUAGUACCCCGGCAGUCGCCUCAUCCGAUAGCAUGAACCCAUCUGGCAACGGAUCUUCUACUGAAUCAGUUCCUGGGUCGGGCACAGAUACCACGUAUCGUACGGCGGAAUCGGCAUCAGCUCCAACUACAUCGGAUGAAGCAGAUCACCUAUCUGAGGCUAUGGACAAAGUUCAGAUCAAUCCUGACCCCAACGCCAAAUCGCAACCAAAGGGCAGAGGCAAAGAGGCACAGGGGUUUCACCCACCUGAUCAGCCAUAUUACUUUUAUCAGGCCCUGCCCCAGUUCUAUCUUUCACCUCUCGACAUUCGCAUCCUCAAGGCGGCAUUUGGUGAAUAUGCUCUGUUCCCUGCAACCAUUCUGCCUCGGGUAGAACAUAUCUCCACCGGUCACAUGGUUGACGAUGAGCUUCGCAAGCGCGUUAAAUAUUUGGGACAUCUACCUUAUGGGUGCGAGGUCAACUUCCUUGAAUGUGACUGGAGAGAUGUUGUUGUGCCCGAAGUGCUGAGUCGUUUCCGCUCUGAGACUGAGAGGAGGCGCAAACGUAACCGGGAUAAGGAAGCUCGCGAAGAGAAAGAUCGCAUUCGUGCGGAGAAGAAAGAAGACGAUGAGCGCUGGGCUGCCGCACGGCGCAAGCGACCAAGUAUUGGCAGCGCUAGUGACGUGCCCUUCUUUGCCCAUGAUUUUCAACCGCUGGCCAACAAUGUUGACCCAUCCCAAGUUGACACUGGCAUGUCUUCUGCUUCCCCGCCUCGCGCCGCUUCUCAAUUUGGAGCAUUAGCCUCACCCUCCGCCAGUCCCCCGGGCUCUCGUACUGUCUGGGGAACAGCAGCGAUACCAUCCCUGUCUCCGACUCUAGAGGCCCAACCUGAAACUCCCAAUGAUGGCUGGCUCCAGGGCUGGGAGGACGAGCUGCUGACCCAGCAGGAAUCUGAGCUUAUCGCACAAACUGCUGCUGAGAGUCAAUACGCCGAGCGCACAUCCUCCACCAAUAGGGGUGGCGGCGGAGCUGGCGGUGGAGCUGGCGGAGGUGGCGGCAAGAAGAAGAAGAAGAACAAGAUCACCUUGAUGUCUACUAAUAGCCAUCGAGGAGCAUAG